AGGAAAACACAAUCGCACUGCGGACUUUGCAGUCAUAAAGAUUUCGAACUGUGUACAGUGCGGCAGUUGCUGGACGGACGGUCCGAACAAAUAGUAUUUGAAUAGUUCCCGUGAACGUGCUGGGGGUUCGCUCGAAACAUUUCGCAAAGUUGGUAAUCGUUACCCCUAACAAACCGCGAAACGAUGUCGUCUUUUAACAUGAAUGAAUUUAACGAAAUUCUCGACAAGUGCCGUGAUAAAUCAUCCCAAAAGGAACAGGACGAGACGCUUCUUCAACCGUUCGCGUACAUUCAGCAAAUUCCUGGAAAGCAGGUCCGCUCGAAACUUGCGCUUGCCAUCAACCAUUGGCUCGCCAUUCCGGUCGACAAGCUGGCGGCGAUAAGUGAAAUAGUCCAAAUGCUACACAACUCUAGUCUACUCAUCGACGAUAUCGAAGACAAUUCUAUCCUCCGCAGAGGCAUCCCGGUGGCGCACAAAAUCUACGGCGUGGCAAGCACCAUCAAUGCGGCCAACUAUGUGCUAUUUUUGGCGCUGGAAAAAGUCCAGCAGCUGGGCCAUCCGGACGCGACCCGGGUAUACACGGAGCAGCUGCUGGAGCUGCACCGGGGCCAGGGCAUGGAGAUCUACUGGCGUGAUAAUUUCGCGUGCCCCACCGAGUCGGAGUACAAGCAGAUGACGAUCCGCAAAACGGGCGGCCUGUUUAUGCUGGCCAUCCGGCUCAUGCAGCUGUUCAGCGCCAAUAGGAAAGAUUUCAGCAAAUUGACGGCCAUCCUCGGGCUGUACUUUCAGAUCCGGGACGAUUAUUGUAACCUGUGCAUGAAGGAGUACUCGGAAAAUAAGAGCUACUGCGAGGAUCUGACCGAGGGAAAGUUUAGCUUCCCGAUAAUCCACGCGGUGCAGACGCAAAAGUAUGAUAAACAAGUAUUACACAUAUUGAGACAACGAACGCGCGACGUUGAGGUGAAACGGUACUGCAUUUCGAUACUUGAAAAACUGGGUAGUUUCAAGUACACGCGGGACGUUCUGGACGCACUAGACAAGGAGGCACGCAAGGAGGUGGAAAGUCUUGGACCAAAUCCAAUUAUGGAAGCACUUUUAAAUGAUUUGCUAAGUUGGAAACAUUUUUCCGAAGCAGCGGACGAUGGCGAACAAGAGGAGGAACAAUAAGGGAGGCCUAUGCAAAUGUUGGCAUCCAGUGCUGCACACUGCGCACUGGUUUUUCCUCUCCAACCAACGGUUUAUAAUGCAUUUUAUUAAACUUAUAAAAACUGCAAUGUUUGUAGCUGCUCGGGAAAUGGAACGCAAGCAUUUCCAAUCCACGAGAGCGAUCGAUAUAAUUCUCAUCAACUUAUCUAGAUAGAAGGAGUAUUUGGAACCGCUUUGCUUUUGGGUUCGCUUGUUCGGGUCCGGUGUUGUGUAAGUGGUGACAAUAAUGCUAUAGAACGUGAGUUAUACUUUAUUUAGGUACUUAGCAAACAAUUCACAUCAACGAAAGCAUUUACGGCUUUCCUUUCCCCUUGUCAGCAAUAACAGUAGUAGUAGUAGUAGUAGAAACCUUUUCCCUUAUUCCAUGCUUUCUUCCCCCGGUGUGUCGUUUCGUGCGUAGGGGUUCGGUGGCUUAUCAUUCCUAACACAAGGAGUUGCGCAAGCGGUUUCCAUCUCGAAAAUGAACGAACACCAAAGCAUUGUAGGCCUACCUAAUGUCCCCCUGUGUAGUGUCUCCAUCUAGCUCGCUAGGUUCGCUUUUUUACCCUUCCUGUGUUAUUAGAUUCCUUGUACAUAUUUCGUUACGCCUUCCUAAUGUUUGUUCCUAUUUUCACCGCAUUCUGCAAGCAAUCGAUACUCGUGGCCAAGUGUGUUCAUGCGGCCACACCAUAUCCAAAGUCAGCCCGCGGCAAGGCGUUCGUGGUUGGGUUUGUAGUUGUUGUUUUUCUUUGUUUUGUGUAUAAACACCGUUAUGGCUUGUUUUAUUUAACUAAUCCAUUUUUCACGAUCUGUGUUGGCACGAUUCGCUGAAAUAGAGCCAAAUGAACUAUGA
Anopheles coustani is the source of this 2038-nucleotide messenger RNA. It is a transcript of the gene qm, whose product is annotated as terpene synthase. Gene Ontology annotation, molecular function: prenyltransferase activity. NCBI's taxonomy places the organism in Eukaryota, Metazoa, Arthropoda, Insecta, Diptera, Culicidae. Bases 184 to 1167 code for a protein of 327 amino acids. The record is from RefSeq and is a predicted model, not a curated record. Gene Ontology annotation, biological process: isoprenoid biosynthetic process. The transcript is spliced from 5 exons.